This is a messenger RNA of Salvelinus fontinalis (brook trout), 2712 nucleotides long. Its product is annotated as proline-rich protein 36-like. The transcript has 2 exons. The record is from RefSeq and is a predicted model, not a curated record. Lineage: Eukaryota; Metazoa; Chordata; Actinopteri; Salmoniformes; Salmonidae. The annotation marks the transcript as partial.
AUGUCACUGUGUACAAGUGACAAGAUCUCCACUGACUUCACCUCCACAUUCUCAGUCUAUUCUCCUCUCUUCUCCUCUCUUCUCUACUCUCCUCUAAUCUCCUCUCGCCUCUCUACUCUCCUCUCUUCUCUCCUCUCCUCUACUUUGCUCUCUUCUCUGCUUUCCUCUAUCCUCUCUCCUAUACUCUCCUCUCUCCUCUACUCUCCUCUCUCCUCUACUCUCCUCUCUCCUCUACUCUCCUCUCGCCUCCUCUCACCAGUACACUCCUCUACUCUCCUCUCUCCUCCACCACUCUCUUCAACUCUCCUCAUCUCACUACUCUCCUCCUCUACUCUCCUCCUCUCCUCAUCUCUCUCCUCCUCUCUCCUCUCCUAUCCUCUCCUCUCCUCCUCUCUCUCUCCCUCUUCCUCUACUCUAGUCUCCUCUACUCUCCUCUCUCCUCCUGUCCUUUCCUCCACUCUACUCUCCUCUCCUCUCUCCUCUCCUCUACUUUGCUCUCUUAUCUGCUUUCCUCUAUCCUCUCUCCUAUACUCUCCUCUCUCCUCUACUCUCCUCUCUCCUCUACUCUCCUCUCUCCUCUACUCUCUACUCUCCUCUCUCCUCUACUCUCCUCUACUCUCCUCUCUCCUCUACUCUCCUCUACUCUCCUCUCUCCUCUACUCUCCUCUCUCCUCUACUCUCCUCUCUCCUCUACUCUCCUCUCUCCUCUACUCUCCUCUCCUCUCGCCUCCUCUCUCCAGUACACUCCUCUACUCUCCUCUCUCCUCCACCACUCUCUUCAACUCUCCUCAUCUCACUACUCUCCUACUCUCCUCUUCUCUCCUCUCCCCUCUAUUCUCCUCCUCUCCUCAUCUCUCUCCUCCUCUCUACUCUCCUAUCCUCUCCUCCUCUCUCUCUUCCUCUACUCUAGUCUCCUCUGCUCUCAUCUCUCCUCCUCUCUCCUCUACACUCCUCUCUCCUCUACUGUCCUCUCUCCUCCUGUCCUUUCCUCCACUAUCUCCUCUCCACCCCUCCUUUCUCAUUUCUCAUCCACUCUAUUCUCCCCUCACCUCUUCUCUCCUCUCUCCUCAUCUCUCUCCUCUCCUCUCUCCUCUACUCCCCUCUCUCCACUGUUCUCCUCUAUUCUCCUCUCUCCUCUACUCUCCACUCUUCUCUCAACAACUCUCCUCUCUCCUCUCUCCACUACUCUGUUCUCCUACUCCACUCUCCUCUCUCCUCUCCUCUUCACCUCUCUCCAGUACUCUCCUCUACUCUCCUCUCUCCUCAUUGUUCCUCAAAUCUCAUCUCUCUCAUCCUCUCCUCUCCUCUCCCCUCUAUUCUCUACUCUCCUCUCUACUCUCCUCUCCCCUCUAUUCUCCUCUCUCCUCUACUCUCCGCUCCUCUCCUCUCUCCUCUUACCUCCACUACUCUGUUCUCCUACUCCACUCUCCUCUCCUCUACUUUCCUCUCUCCUCUACUCUCCUAUCUCCUCUCCCCCCUCCCCUCUCCUUUCUCCUCCACUCUCCUCUCCUUUCUCCUCUCCCCUCUUCUCUCCUUUCUCCUCUACUCUCCUCUCCCUCAUCCUCUCUCCUCUCUCCUCUACCCUCUCUCCUCUCCUCUACUCUACCUCCUCAACUUUCCUGUACUCUCCUGUACUCUCCUCAUCUCUCUCCUCUCCUCAUCUCUCUCCUCUCUCCUCAUCUCUCUCCUCCUCUCCUCUUCUCUCCGCUUCUCUCCUCUCCCCUCUCCUCUCCUCUCCUCUCCUCUCUCCUCUCCUCUCCUCUCUCCUCUGCUCUCCUCUCUCCUCUGCUCUCCUCUCUCCUCUGCUCUCCUCUCUCCUCUGCUCUCCUCUCUCCUCUGCUCUCCUCUCUCCUCUGCUCUCCUCUCUCCUCUGCUCUCCUCUCUCCUCUGCUCUCCUCUCUCCUCUGCUCUCCUCUCUCCUCUGCUCUCCUCUCUCCUUCGCUCUCCUCUCUCCUUCGCUCUCAUCUCUCCUUCGCUCUCAUCUCUCCUCUCUCUUCUACCCUCCUCUCUCCUCUCCUCUCUCCUCUCUCCUCUACUCUCUCCUCUCUCCUCUACUCUCUCCUCUCUCCUCUACUCUCUCCUCCUCUCUCCUCUACUCUCUCCUCCUCUCUCCUCUACUCUCCUCUCCUCUACUCUCCUCUACUCUCCUCUCUCCUUUACUCUCCUCUCUCCAACUCUCUCCUCUCUCCAACUCUCUCCUCUACUAUCUUUUUUGCUCUACUCUCUCCUCUCUCCUCUACCCUCCUAUCUCUCCUUCGCUCUCAUCUCUCCUUCGCUCUCAUCUCUCCUUCGCUCUCAUCUCUCCUUCGCUCUCAUCUCUCCUUCGCUCUCAUCUCUCCUUCGCUCUCAUCUCUCCUUCGCUCUCAUCUCUCCUUCGCUCUCAUCUCUCCUUCGCUCUCAUCUCUCCUUCGCUCUCAUCUCUCCUUCGCUCUCAUCUCUCCUUCGCUCUCAUCUCUCCUUCGCUCUCAUCUCUCCUUCGCUCUCAUCUCUCCUUCGCUCUCAUCUCUCCUUCGCUCUCAUCUCUCCUUCGCUCUCAUCUCUCCUUCGCUCUCAUCUCUCCUUCGCUCUCAUCUCUCCUUCGCUCUCAUCUCUCCUCUACUCUCUCCUCUACUCUCCUCUCUCCUCUGCUCUCCUCUCUCCUCUGCUCUCCUCUCUCCUUCGCUCUCCUCUCUCCUUCGCUCUCCUCUCUCCUUCGCUCUCAUCUCUCCUCUC